Messenger RNA from Lathyrus sativus (Indian pea), 633 nucleotides. NCBI's taxonomy places the organism in Eukaryota, Viridiplantae, Streptophyta, Magnoliopsida, Fabales, Fabaceae. The record is from the annotation of a GenBank genome assembly.
AUGGAUCGCUACCAACAAAUAGGUCAACCUUGUUCUUUACCAAAAGUAGAAAGAAAAGUUGUUGAGAAAAAUAGAAGAAAUAAGAUGAAGAGCCUCUUUUCCAGCCUCAACUCUCUUUGCCCUAACUAUAAUCCUAAGGAGACUUUACCAUUACCUGAUCAAGUAGACAAAGCUAUAAACUACAUUAAAAGCUUAGAGACAAAUUUGAAAUCGGCGAAGGAGAAGAAAGAAAGUUUAAUGAGAAACAAGAGAUCGCGUAGUGGCUGCUUGAAUUCUUCUGAUGCAAAAAUAGAGAUUCAUGAAAAUGGUUCUUCUCUACAAGUUAUUGUAACAUGUGGGGUUGAUGAACAGUUUAUUUUCUGUGAAAUUAUGAGAAUAUUGCAUGAAGAUCACGUGGAGGUCAUCUCUGCAAAUUCUUCACUGGCUGGAGAUUCAGUUAUUCAUGUUGUGCAUGCAGAGAAUCCGCAAUCAUUGUUUCAAUUUGGAGCGACCAAAGUAGGCGAGAGACUGAAAAGGUUUGUGAAUGGAUCUGAGGGAGAAGUGCAAAUAGAGCCUCAAUUAUGGGAUUUUGAAGUUGGAACAGAGACUUGGGAUCUAAAUUCUAUAGUAAACAAGUUUUUACCAAAAUCUUAA